CCUAGCGGUACGUUAUGCAUGCAGUGCACGUAUACGUGACGUACGGUGGCUGGGUCGGCCUUGAAUGCGUUAGAUUCGUACUACAUCACACAUGUAUUUGUUUGCAUGUUUGAAAGAAAUUGAAUGUAGUAACACUUUCUAUGGGACGUAAACGACUUUUUUUGCGGUCUUUUCGUAUUUUGAAUUGAAAGGUAAGACUGUCUUUCUCGACAUGCACAGGAUGACGACAGAGUGAAGAUCAGUUUUCAACCAGCCAUGCCAGUUCUGGUACUUCAACCACCUUCUCUUCCUCCACUCCAAACCUACAUUGCCUUAAGCUGCCUUAGUCUAGCCUGGUGCUUCUUAUAUGCCAGAGACACCUUAGAGACAGUAGAAACUGCUGGACUGACCAAUCCUACACCAGAUACAGAUAAUGGAGGCCAAGGGAUUUCUGGCGAUAGAGAGACAGGUGGAUGGUCAGGAGGAAUAAAUGAAAGUCAAGGCUCCCGUUAUCUGUUUGGAAUUCAAGAACAUGACAGUGAGAUUGUGAAACUGUGUCGAAUCAUGAUGGCAGAUGUCUGGUCAGUGCUGUCUCUAAUCAACUUGGCCUUCUGUUUCCUCAUACUCUUGGGUCGCCUUCUGCAACACGUUGUGUUUGGACAACUCAGAGCCGGAGAGAGACAACACAUGCGCGACAAACUGUGGAAGUUCAUCUUCUAUAAGUUCAUCAUCAUCUUUGGCGUGUUGAACGUGCAAACAUUGGAAGAGAUGGUGAUGUGGAUGGCUUGGUUUGGCACCCUCGCUUUCCUGCACACACUUUCCAGUCUCUGUAAAGACCGCUUUGAAUAUCUAUCCUUUUCCCCAUCAUCUCUGAGUUGGGCCCAUGGUAAGGUCUUACUUCUAUUGGUGGCUAUUGUGGGCCUCUGCAAGGGGUUGAUACUACUAAGUUGCUACAUGGGAGCCAUACAAGACUGGAAUGUUUUCUUCUUUACAGUGUCUGAGGUCAUUCUCCUGGAGUUAAGGACCAUAUAUGUCCUGAUCAGGUACUGGAUCCAUUUUUAUGAUCUGCGUCAUGAAGGAGUGUGGGAGAGACGAGGAAGUAUCAUGUACUACUCAGAUCUCGUCAUUGAGCUCCUUGCACUCAGUGUGGAUUUUGUACAUCACUUCCACAUGCUGCUGUGGGGUAAUGUGUUCCUUAGCAUGGCUAGUCUGGUGAUUUGCAUGGAGCUUCGAUAUCUGUAUAAUGAGAUACAACGACGUGUUAAACGUCAUCGCAACUAUAGACGAGUUGUGCAAAACAUGCAGGCUAACUUCCCCUUAGCCACAGAGGCUGAGUUAUUGGAGAAUAACGAUGACUGUGCCAUUUGUUGGGAAGAGAUGAAAUCAGCUCGUAAGCUGCCGUGUAACCAUUUCUUCCACAACGCCUGUUUGCGAUCCUGGCUGGAGCAUGAAACAUCCUGUCCAACCUGUCGAUAUGCCCUCAACAUCAGAAACAAUGAGGCAGCUCGUCACACCCCUGCACCCCAAGAUCCAAGAAUGGGUGCAGGUUUGAUGGAAGGAGACACUGUAGAAGGACAAGCUCAACCUGUCAGGCCUAGAAGGGGAAGGGGACACUUCUUCCACUUUGAUGGUUCUCGGAUUGCUAGCUGGAUUCCAAGUUUCUCUGUGGAAGUCUCCCAUCGACAUCUCGUGCAGCGCAGAGACAUGAUUCAUACAUCCCAACUCAAUAACAUGGCAACUCAAGUACAGCAGAUGUUCCCCAACUAUCCUGUACCUGUCCUGAUUGAAGACUUGAGAGUGACACGGUCUAUGGAGGUCACAGUAGAUAACAUCUUGGAGGGUAGAUUGGUUGCACCACCUGAGUCCGGAGGCACAGACAACCCACCAACACCCACCCCCUCUACUGGGCAAACCCCUCCCCCUUCUGCAGACCCCUCACCUAGCAAUGACCUAGACACCACACCUGCAAUGUAUGACGUACCUGCAACAACUAUAACAGAGAGUGUACGACAACUUGGGCUGACAGCUAGAGGGAUGGAAAGGGUUUGGCAGGGGGGUGGGGAUUCCAAUUACCAGCAAAGUAGGGGGAUGUUAUCUGAAGACAGAGAUGCAGGGAGGGAAACAGAAUUGGAUGCGUCUACCAGUGUUGCAGAGGACAACAGACCCUCAGCUUUGGGUGAUGGGCCUCAAGCUUUACCAGCAAGAUUCUCCAAAUCAUCAGCAGAAAGGGAAAAUAGUCUCAAACAGAGAAAGGAGCUGCUACUUCAGCAGGCUAGGAAGCGAUUCCAAAAUCGUCAGGCACAUUCCCAGAAUGCAACUGCCACCACCACCAGUGCUUCCAUGGCAGCAGCCACCCAAUCAUCUCCCGGCUCAGGUACCACAUGGUCACAGUCAGCCAACCAGAACCCAUCAUCUAGGGAUAGUUUUGGAGCGCCCUCAAGUGAGGAGGAAGAGAGAACCAGAAGAAGAGCUGUAGCAUAUGAGGCAGCAAUACGGAGAAUGGCACAGCAACAGUAAAAAAUAUAACAAUUAUAUCAUUGCACGUUUAUCGAUACGUCAUUUGAUUGAGAUUGUUGCUUUUACAUUUCAACGGAGCUUCUCUUACAUUUAUCAUGGGUUUUGGAAUUCUUUCAUUUUUUGUUUAAUUUAAGCUUUGUGUUUUGCAUGCAUUUGAGGUAAUGAUAUAUAAGAGGUGAAAAGUACUUCAAAGAUUUUUGCAAAAAUUGAAACAAGGUAGGCUGAUAAGUAAAAAAAGUACAAAUAUAACCAUGGCAACAGGAGAGCACUAAAACAGAUAAUUUGAUUGUUCUUAAUAUGAGCAAUUACAAGCCACAUACAACAGAAUUUGAACGUGCAGCUUGGCCAAUAAGAGCGUAGUGUUAUGUGCUACAUACAUUCAGUAUCAUAGAAACUCAACGCUGUCUUUACAUUGUCAUUUAAAGAGAGUUUUCAUAUUUCAUUUCAUGUAAAAACCUGUGUACUAUAGCCUCAUAUAAUGCCUAAAAAGUGCUCUAUUGUGUAUCUCUUGAAGGUGCUACAAAUUGGAGAAAUGUUUGUCUAUGGCCCAAACUGAGAGCAAAUUACCUCAAAAACUAAAAGGAUGAAACUUUUUGAUAUGAAUUAUGUUGUGCCUUUUGAGAAGGAAAACUACAUGACGAAUGAUUUUUGAAUUCAUAUUUUUGUAUGCAGUGUGAGUCAUACAGUUUCUCUUGAGUUACAGAGUUGAGUUUUUCCCUAGCAACCAUGUACAUCCUCAGACCAAUUAACGUUAGGAAGCAGAAUAUGAAAUAAUUGUUUUCAAAAAAUUCGGAUUGGAUCACGUUUUACUCAUCAGAGGAUUAAAAAGUUGGAAAGUACUUGCAUAAUUACAUGGAAUGAUGAGUCAAUUGAAAGAAGUUAGGAAAUGUAACUAUUUCCAUUAAUUCCUUGAAAUAUCCCAUUUUUUCUCCAGUUUCCCCCUACUGUGUGGGGGUAAUAUUUGACAUUUUCAAACGUCCAUUUCAGCAAACUUUUACAAGAUUAAUUUUCGACUUAAAAUCCUCAUUCAGAAUGCUGGAACAUCUACUUUUGUUUUGGAUGUAAAAUGAAAUACUAUAGAUGUGAUCUUUUGUGUGCAUAUUUUGUUCUUUAAUGUCAAUUUCUUUUAUAAGAGAAAGGGAUUUUCUUAGAGGUAUAAUGUAUCAUGUGAUAAAAAAUAAUGAAAAUGUUUUGCAUUUGAUGUAAGAGAUACAUAUGUCUUUGCUACAAAAAUAUGUUUAACUUCUUUUUCUCAUGUUCAUAAUAAUUUGGAAAUGUCUGUGGCGUAAUUUAGGAUGUUUCAUUUUAUCAAAAUUUGAUGGGUAGACUCACUUUAAUAAUAUAGUGGCUAUAAGGAAAGGGUAGUACAUGUACAUAGUCCGGUGCAUCACAAAACUUAUAGAUCUUCUAUUUUUCCCAGUGCGAAUUAUUACACACAAACCAACUGGGGCCUUGUUUUGCUCGGUGUUGAUAUGUCAAAGUGUGAUGUAAACUGAUUGUCAUGUGCAGAAAUUGAACAGGGUAUUGAGACCUAUGAGCCAGGAGAACAUCCGUAAUGUUGAUGGUAUCAGCAGGGUUGCCAAGAGGACAUCCAGGACAUUUAUGGCAUCAGUGAACAGGCGAAGAGGAUACCAAUGAUGCCAAUGGCAUCAGUAAAGUGGCUGAGAGGACACCCGUGGUGUUGAUGGCAUCAACAAACUGGCCAAGUGAGAGGACAUCAAUGGUGUUGAUGGCGUCAACAAACUGGCCAAGUGAGUGGACAUCUAUGGUGUUGAUGGCAUCAACAAACUGGCCAAGUGAGAGGACAUCUAUGGUGUUGAUGGCAUCAACAAACUGGCUGAGAGG
Messenger RNA from Acanthaster planci (crown-of-thorns starfish), 4341 nucleotides. It is a transcript of the gene amfr, whose product is annotated as autocrine motility factor receptor. Gene Ontology annotation, cellular component: endoplasmic reticulum; cytosol; ubiquitin ligase complex. Gene Ontology annotation, biological process: protein K48-linked ubiquitination; endoplasmic reticulum unfolded protein response; ubiquitin-dependent protein catabolic process. Gene Ontology annotation, molecular function: ubiquitin protein ligase activity; ubiquitin binding. Lineage: Eukaryota; Metazoa; Echinodermata; Asteroidea; Valvatida; Acanthasteridae. The record is from RefSeq and is a predicted model, not a curated record.